UGUCCAAAAACGUGGCAACAUAGCUGUUAUAAUGGCGUCUAUACUUGAUGAAUAUGAGGAUUCGCAGAGCUCCCGGCACCCUGCUCAACGACACACCCGCCUCUCUGGCUGUAAUAUUGGGAUUACACAUUCAGGAUUUGUAAACGUAAGACUGGAAGAAGAAAAGCCAAUAUUCAACAAGCAAAGGAUCGAUUUCUCGCCUCCUGAAAAAAUAAACCACUUUGCCAUCUGCAAUAAUCAACUAUGCAUGAGUUUGGGGAAGGACAUCAUAUUAAGGAUAGAUCUAGGAAAGCCUGACCAACCAAAUCAAAUUGAACUAGGCCGGAAAGAUGACAGUCGCGUGCACAAGCUGUUCCUUGAUCCCACAGGGUCUCAUUUGGUGAUCUGCUUGAGCACAAAUGAGUGUCUCUACCUGAACAGGAACACACAGAAAGUACGAGGCUUGUCUCGAUGGAAGAGUCACCUGAUUGAGAGCAUAGGCUGGAACAAACUGCUGGGCACAGAGGCUAACACCGGCCCGAUCCUGGUGGGCACCAGUCAGGGGCUCAUUUUUGAGGCUGAGAUUUCCACCUCAGAGGGUAGCCUUUUCAGCACCAACCCCGACCAGUACUUCAGGCAGGUGCAUGCACUGGAAGAGGACGGCCAGCCAGCACCGGUCUGCUGCCUGGAAGUUGAGCGUGGAAUGGAGUCCAAGUACUUCAUCAUUGCCACCACACGCAAACGCCUGUUUCAGUUUGUGGGGAAGGUACCUGAGGGCUCAGAACAGCAGGGGUUCAGCUCCAUCUUCAGCCAGAACCAGGACCUCCUCCCCAGCUUCCAGGAGUUCCCUGUCAAUAUGGGAUACAGUGAGAUUGCCUUCUACACCUCCAAGUUGCGCUCCAGCCCCAAAGCCUUUGCAUGGAUGAUGGGUAAUGGUGUCUUGUAUGGCCAAAUGGACUACGUUCGCCCAGAUUCACUCUUCAGCAAUGUGCAGGUCUGGGAGUACACGUCGGACAUUGACUUAAGCUUCAAUAAGCCGAUAUCCAUCGUUCUGACGCAGUUCCAUUUUCUGCUCCUAAUGCCAGACCGGGUCAAAGCAGUGUGUACCUUGAAUGGUCAGGUGGUCUAUGAAGACGUGUUCCCAGAAAAAUAUGGUCCCCUGAAGAAGAUGGUCAAAGAUCCCAUUGGUGGCCUGGUGUGGAUCUACACUGAGAAGGCUGUCUUCCGUUACCACAUCCAGCGGGAGUCCCGGGAUGUGUGGCAGAUGUACAUGAGCAUGAACAAGUUUGAUCUAGCUAAAGAGUACUGCCGAGAUCGGCCAGAGUGCAUGGACAUCGUACUGGCUAUGGAAGCUGAGCACUGCUUCCAGAACAAGAGGUACUUGGAGAGCGCCAAAUGCUAUGCCCUCACCCAGAACUACUUUGAGGAGAUUGCACUCAAGUUCAUCGAGGCAAAACAGGAGGAAGCCCUCAAAGAGUUUCUUAUGAAGAAGCUGAGUAACCUCAAGCCCAGCGAGAAGACGCAGACUACCCUGCUGGUCACUUGGCUGGCAGAGCUCUAUCUGAACCGUUUGGGCCUCCUGGAGUUUGACUACUCCAAGAAUGCCCUUUUCCAGGAAACUCGCGAGGAGUUCCGCCACUUUCUCAGCAGCGCCAAGCAUAAGGAGUGCCUCUUCAACAACCGCAACACCAUCUACGACCUGCUGGCUAGCCACGGCAACGUGGAAGACAUGGUCUACUUCUCUGUCAUCAUGCAAGACUACGAGAGGGUCAUCUCCCACCACUGCCAGCAUGAUGACUUUGGUGCCGCCCUGGAGGUUCUCUCCAAGCACUGCGAUGAGAAGUUGUUUUACAAAUUCUCCCCAGUUCUCAUGCAGCACAUCCCAAAGAAAGUUGUGGAUGCCUGGAUCCAGAUGGGGAACAGACUAGAUGCCAAAAAACUUAUUCCGGCUCUGGUGAACUACAGCCAGAUUGGCAGCACCCAGCAGAUAAAUGAGACGAUCCGGUAUAUGGAGUUUUGUGUGUAUGAGCUGACUGUGAAGGAGGAGGCUAUUCACAAUUAUCUACUGUCGCUCUAUGCCAAGUACAAGCCAGAUUCCCUGCUGUGGUACCUUGAGCAAGCAGGAACCCAUUCUUCAGACAUCCACUAUGACCUGAAGUAUGCUCUGCGGCUCUGUGCUGAGCAUGGGCAUCGCCAAGCCUGUGUCCUAGUCUACAAGAUAAUGGAGCUCUACGAGGAAGCAGUGGAUCUGGCACUACAAGUAGAUGUCGAUCUGGCCAAGUCAUGCGCCGACCUCCCUGAAGACGAUGAGGAGCUGCGCAAGAAACUGUGGCUCAAGAUUGCCCGUCACGUGGUGCAGGAGGAGAAGGAUGUGAAAAAAGCCAUGAACUGCCUCUCUAGCUGCAACCUGCUGAAGAUCGAAGACAUCCUGCCCUUCUUCCCUGACUUUGUCACCAUUGACCACUUUAAGGAGGCCAUCUGCAGCUCCCUGGAGGAGUACAACAAGCACAUCGAGGAGCUGAAGCAGGAGAUGGAGGAGGCCACGGAGAGCGCCAAGCGCAUCCGGGAGGACAUCCAGGAGAUGAGGAACAAAUACGGGGUGGUGGAGUCCCAGGAGAAAUGCGCCUCUUGUGACUUCCCUCUGCUCAAUCGCCCCUUCUACCUCUUCCUGUGUGGACACAUGUUCCACUACGACUGCUUGUUUCAGGAGGUCAGCCCUCACCUUUCCACCUACAAGCAGGCCAAGCUGGAGGAGCUACAGAAGAAGCUAGCAGCUGCCAGUCAGCCCACCAAAGCCCGGCACCGGCUGAAGGAAGACGAGGCUGGGAACCUUGGCAAGGGCCAGCUGAGCCGCGAACAGAUCAAAGCGGACAUUGACGAUAUUGUCGCCGGAGAGUGUGUGUACUGCGGAGAACUGAUGAUUAAGUCCAUUGACAAGCCCUUCAUCGACCCACAGAAAUAUGAAGAGGAAAAGUCCAGUUGGCUAUAAUUUUAAUCUGUGUGAUAUACUGUGGUGUGCUUUAAAACGGCAUUCAAAAUACAGCUGAAUCUGGUCCCUGAAAAUCUGACAUGCAUAACAUUUCCAUACCAAUUAAUAGCUGUCCACAUUAGACUGAUUAUAUAAGCUAGAAUUCAGGAUUCUGUAGAUUUUAAUUAGGCUAUAUGACAUGAGUGAUGAUGGUACUAUUAUGUCUAAGGAACAGUCCUUAAAUCACAUUUCAGACAAUAACCAGAACUGUACUGAUUUGUUGUUGUACUAAUGUGUGAUUUGUGCCUGGCUUCUUGUUCAGUCACUUGUGGUGAACUUGUUCUUAAACACAGGUUCGAAGAUGCAGUCUGUUCUGUUGCUAAUAAGCAGUAACAUUAAACUUGUUUUAGCUCAAUUAGAGCUACACAUACAUCUCAGAUACUGACAGGCUUGUUAUUCUGCAGUUGUUUUUGUCAUUUAUCAGAGGUUUUUAUCCAGAACCACUUUGAAAUGCCAUUAAAAACAUUAGGCAAAGAUCAGAGACAAUAUAAAGCAUUUUCUGAAAAUGUAUUUAUACCUGGAAUACCUAAGUUCAGCCUCCUGAAUAAGGUGAAACCUUUUUUCUUUAGCUAAGCAGUCAGCUCAUUGUACCGUGUCACCUAAGUCAUUUGCUAUGAAACGUCUAGUAUACACGUGUUCACAUAUGUAAGUUACUGCUUUUUCCACAACUAAGUGGCACUAACAAACAUUAUCGUUACCUUGCUUCCAGUGGGACUCCACUUCAACUUUAUUUGGCCAUUGGGCAUAAAUGUAUGUUCUUAAGAGGGCUGCCACUAGUUUUGAAUAGUUAAUCAAAACUAAACAUUUUUAAAUGGCUGUCUAUUACAUUUUUUAAUAAUGCUAAAUGUGUUUUGUACCAUUCUGAUGCAAUGUAUACCUAAAUUGAUUUUAUUGUAUUUUAGGUCUGUUGUGGCCUAAUUAUUAUUAUUUUUUGAUUAUUUAAAAAAAUUGUUUUGCUAUUGUUAUAUCAAACCUUAUUUUUAAAAUAUUUUUAUAUGCAUUGCUUGUGGCACCUUUUAAAUUAUCAGUGUGAAUCUUGUUUAAUUAUUGAAGUUGGCAAAUUGAUUUUAAUUGUUCAAUGUACGCUGGUUACACUGGUACACAUUGCUUGCAAUUGCAAACCUGAAACAAGUCAACAAAAGUCUUUCUUUAAUGUAUAACAAAAUGCAAAUGAAAAGCUUAAUAAAAUGUCAUAUUGCAGUUUGACAAA
This is a messenger RNA of Anguilla rostrata (American eel), 4217 nucleotides long. RefSeq names its product vacuolar protein sorting-associated protein 18 homolog. NCBI's taxonomy places the organism in Eukaryota, Metazoa, Chordata, Actinopteri, Anguilliformes, Anguillidae. Gene Ontology annotation, biological process: endosome to lysosome transport; intracellular protein transport; organelle fusion. Gene Ontology annotation, cellular component: endosome; HOPS complex. The transcript is spliced from 5 exons. The record is from RefSeq and is a predicted model, not a curated record. Gene Ontology annotation, molecular function: protein-macromolecule adaptor activity. The coding region runs from base 32 to 2968 and encodes 978 amino acids.